Molecule: messenger RNA, 1152 nt
Organism: Haemonchus placei
Lineage: Eukaryota; Metazoa; Nematoda; Chromadorea; Rhabditida; Trichostrongylidae
Source: the annotation of a GenBank genome assembly
AUGACGUCUACAUCUAAUCCUACCAUUCAUGAAGGCUCUUCGAAAGAAAGUAUAUCGAAGGACAUCGAAUCUAAUACAGAGACGAAACCUAAGCGAGUUGUCACGGGGCGAGAUAUUUUGAAGCAAUACUUCCAGGGAGACCCUGUAGCACUCAUAACAUAUCGUAAAAUCUGUAAUGCGUUUGAAGUCCUUCCAAAAUGGGAGCCGGCUGCAAAAGUUCAGUUCUUGGAGCAGUUUCUCAAUGUGAGCGAUCUGCUGGACAGUCGCUGUGCAGGACUUGUUACAAAUCUUGCUGUGAGUUCCUCGUUUUUCCUUAGGGUAUGUUUUGAGGUCUUCUCAACUUUUUUGGAUUCAGAUACAAAAUGGCUCCAUCUCGGUAAUGAAGCUAAAAAGGAGGAAGUGUUCUCUAUACUUCUGUCACUUUUGGAGAACCGUAUGCUGUUAUCCGUACAUGUCCGCUAUACGUCAUUUAUUUGGCUUUACAUAUGCAGUCUUGACGAGAAAUACGCUACGCGGACGCUGGAUUUUUUAUGGUCCAUUAUUGUACGACCACAAACUAACCAGUCAGAUAUAGCCAAAGGACAUGGCGCUGCUGCUUAUCUAGCCGCCUUCUUAGCUAGAAUUAUGCCCGGUGUCAUACGGCAUGGAGUAUUUUACGCAUUGUGUCAAGCAUUUUUCAUAAUUUUCUCGUUUCGGUAUAAAGAAAUGGUUAAAAGCGGAGAUAUUGAAGAAGUUGGGAGAUGGGGACUUGGACGCAUAGUGCAUUCACCGCUGGAUCCAUUGAAAUACGUUGUUAGGCCUGUUGGAUUGUGUUUUGGCGCCAUCACUAGAUCGUUGCAAUUGGUUUACUGUAACCAUUUACUGCCGUUCGACGCUGGCACGAAACUACCGUUUGAGCCCAUGUUUCCAUUCGACAGUUUCAAGCUCAAAAGCUCAAGUGUAUUAAUCUGCGCACAGACGCGACGCUUCUCUCCCCUGGCUGAGGACAAGUCAGAGGUGUCAUCAGUCUUGCGGAAUUCUCAAAUCAGCUCUUCUGAUAAUCAUCCGUCAGGAUUCUCACAGUGUGGUAACCAGUCUUCUAUGUUUACAAUAUAUUCAUCCAGUCCAGGUUUAAGACACCUCGAUAGUCCUAUAGAUAUGAACUCUUACUGA